Messenger RNA from Rhinolophus ferrumequinum (greater horseshoe bat), 2945 nucleotides. RefSeq names its product protein phosphatase 1 regulatory subunit 3F (gene PPP1R3F). Lineage: Eukaryota; Metazoa; Chordata; Mammalia; Chiroptera; Rhinolophidae. Gene Ontology annotation, cellular component: protein phosphatase type 1 complex. Gene Ontology annotation, biological process: regulation of glycogen biosynthetic process. Bases 41 to 2467 code for a protein of 808 amino acids. Gene Ontology annotation, molecular function: protein phosphatase 1 binding; glycogen binding. The record is from RefSeq and is a predicted model, not a curated record. The transcript is spliced from 4 exons.
UCCCGCCGCCGGUGCCGUCGGUGCCGCGGCUGCCGCCGAUAUGGCGCGCACGGCCCCUGUGGAGCCCCCGCUGCGGCCUCCCGCGCCCCCCUCGCCAGCCGUGGGCGAGCCCCGCACCUCUGUCGAGGCAGCGGUGGCCCCGCGGAGGGUGCUUUUCGCCGACGAGGCCCUGGGGCUGCCUCUGGCGCAGCUGCGCCGCUACCGGCCGUGGGGCGGGCCUGGGGCGGGCAAGAUGGCGGAGGCGGCCGGGCAAGAUGGCGAAGGUGGCGGGGCUGAUGAGGACGACGAUGGCGAGGAUGGGGAUGAAGGGGAGGAGGAAGAGGAGGCUUGCCCUGAGCCCUCGUCGCUGUGCCCUGUCCCCGCCGGCGGGGGGUUUUAUUUGGUGCCCACAUUUUCGCUGCCGCCCGCGCCGGGUCGUCUGGAGCGCUUGGGGCGCGUCAUGGUGGAGCUGGAGGCACUGCUGCCGCCUCCCGGAGCGGUCCCCGGGGGUGCCGGGGUGUGGGUGCCUGGGGGACGCCCGCCGGUGCUGCGCGGGUUGGUGCGCGUGCUGAACCGCUCCUUCGAGAAGGCGGUGCACGUGCGGGCCUCACACGACGGCUGGGCUUCCUUCUUCGACCACCCAGCCCGCUACGUCCCGCGCAGCCCGCCGGGGGCAGGAGCGGGAGGACCAGGAGCAGGAGAUCCCAUCCUGGAUCCGGGCCUUGGCCUGGGCCCUGGCCAGGCGUCUGCCUCCUCACCCGACGACUGCGGCCGCACAGACCGCUUUGCCUUCCAGCUGCCCUUUGCUGAGGGCGCGGGCGAUGGGGCGCGCCUGGACUUCGUGGUGCGCUAUGAGACCCCCGAGGGCACUUUCUGGGCCAACAACCACGGCCGCAACUACACAGUCCUGCUCCGGAUCGCACCCGCUCCCACACCCACUGAUGCUGAAGGGCUGCUCCAGCAGCAGCAGCUGGAGCCACAGCCCGAGUGCCAGGGUCCCGUGGAGGCUGAGGCCAGGCAGCUGAAGAGCUGCAUGAAGCCGGUGAGGCGCAGGCCUAACGAGGAAGAGCUGAGGAUGAAGAGCAUGGAUGAUAAUACACCUGCUGUGGCAGAGCGCCCUGAUAUCCAGGAGUCAGUGGGUCCCUUGGUGGCCCCCACCCCUCUCCGCCCAUGGCCACAGAUGACACUUCAGGUGUCUGAAGUUACAGUGACUGGCAACCCCCCAGAGGAAGGUGACAUCCCCAGAAGCAGGCUGCCUGUGGCUUUCACAGAGGUCCACCAGGCACCGGCCAUCAGGAUUUCCCCGUCCUCUUCUCUCUAUGGCCUGGGUGGCUCCCCCAGGGACCAGGCCUCAGGGCCUGAUGCAAGUGAGGGGGCAGCUGGGCCUCUCCUGGAACCUAGCCAGCAACGGGUGGAGGCCACGUGGGAAGUAUCAAGUGAAAAUGGAGGGGGCCGAAAGGACGCCAUGGUGGGGGCUAUUAUGGAUGAGCCCCCCGGGGGUCUGGAGGUUGUGAGUGGGUUGGAGGAGCUGCUCGGCGAGGACACCAUUGACCAGGAGCUGGAGCAGCUCUACCUGUCCCACCUGAGUCGCCUGCGGGCUGCUGUGGCUGCAGGUGGGGUAGGAAGUGGUGGGGAGGGCUCCACAGAUGGAGGGGUGUCCCCCAGCCAUCCUCUGGGCAUACUUACGGACCGCGACCUGAUCUUGAAGUGGCCUGGCCCUGAGCGGGCCCUGAACAGUGCCCUGGCUGAGGAGAUCACACUACACUAUGCCCGGCUGGGGCGUGGUGUGGAGCUCAUCAAGGACACGGAGGACCCUGAUGAGGAGGGGGAGGGUGAAGAGGGACUCUCUAUGAUACCCUCCAGUCCAGAAGGGGGCACCCCCAAGGAAUCGCCUCCAGAAAUCCUCUCCGGGGCCCAUUCUGUGGUAGCUACUAUGGGAGAUGUAUGGCUCCCGUGGGCAGAGGGCUCGGGAUGUGACAGCCCUGUGGUUCUGGGUACAGAGGGUCAGUUCACUGGGGCUCCAGAGACGGGGAUGGGCAAGGACACUGACUCUUUGCAUGUGAAUAGGGUGAUACCUGGGGUGACUGGGUCCCUGGGAGGUACAGAAGCCCCGAUGGAGUUUACCACUGAGUGGGCAGACAGCUGGGUUCCUAUAUCUGGCAAAGAACCAGCUGCUCCAGUCCUGCAGGGGCAAAGUCUCACCCUCCUGGGUACUUUGGGGGCUGAAGUCUGCUCUUCCAGCCUGGCCAGGUCCCAUGUGAGCUCCCAGGAUGAAGAGGGUUCAGGCCUAAGCCUCGAGUCCCCAAAGAGGUCUCCCACCCUAGCAGCCCCUGCAGAAUGUAUGUGUGUUUUGCCUCCCCAGCUCUGGGGGCCCUUGACCCAGACUCUGGGAGUCUUGGCUGGCCUGGUGGUGGUCCCCGUGGCUCUGAACAGUGGUAUGUCCCUCCUGGUACUUGUACUGUGCCUCUCUCUGGCUUGGUUAUCGUAGGAGCUACUUGUGGGACCAGCAAUAACAGACGUCUCCCUCUCUGGGGUCUGGGGAGGGGCAGCACCAUCCCCAGAGGAGAGGAUUCAGAUGGGAUGAGGGAUCUGUGUAGUGAGGGGUCCUUUUUUUUGGAAAAUGCUUGACUGGAGAGAGACCUCCCCACCCUGAGCUCUCCAGUCUGCACAGGGCUCCUGUGGUGAUACCAGUGGAGAUGAACAGGGGACUGGUGGAUGGUGGGAAUGAGAACUUUCAGAAUGGAACUGGGCAUGUUCUACCUUCCCCCAUACCCGUCCCCCGAGCCUCUAUUUAUUUUUAUAUAAUUCUCUGGAUGAGGGAGAGUGGUCGUGAGCUGGUCUUGGGGCACAAUUACCCAGAGAUAUAUUUAUUAACAGCCAACCUGUGCAACCUGCUGGAGCUUUAUUUUUAAUUUAAUUUAUAUAGAGUAACUAUUAUUAUAUGCCACAAUAGAGCUCUAUGAGAA